Messenger RNA from Striga asiatica, 474 nucleotides. NCBI's taxonomy places the organism in Eukaryota, Viridiplantae, Streptophyta, Magnoliopsida, Lamiales, Orobanchaceae. The record is from the annotation of a GenBank genome assembly.
AUGGAAAUUAACGGCUCUUUCGGCCUACGUGGAGCCGGAUUUCACACGCGGACGACCUCAGUUACACGUGGCGGCCGAAAUCAAAAGAAAAAGAAAAAUUUCCACAAUAUGGAGGAAAAAAUCAACCUUAAUGGAGGCUGUGAUUUUUUCUCUUGGGUCGACCCUCCUACCUGUGACCGGCCUGAAAAAAUCAUGCCUGGGUUAGUGAAGAAGAUGAAGGCACUGGAGAGAGCAAAUGAAAACUUCAAAUUUGAGAAUACCAAAUUGGAGGAGAAGGUUGAAAAACUGGAGGAGAAGAUUGAAAAAUUGCAGAAAAAGGUUGAAAAAUUGCAAGCAUUGAACAAGAGGUUGGUUGAAAAGAAAGAAAAAAUGGAGAUGAAAAUGGGGUUUGCAUUGGCUAUAGCAACUUUGUUGUGUGUAUUUUUGCUAUAUAGAAUUAGACUUGUCUCCCUUGAUUUUGGAAUACCCAUGAUA